This is a messenger RNA of Chinchilla lanigera (long-tailed chinchilla), 1737 nucleotides long. RefSeq names its product mitogen-activated protein kinase 3 (gene Mapk3). The record is from RefSeq and is a predicted model, not a curated record. Lineage: Eukaryota; Metazoa; Chordata; Mammalia; Rodentia; Chinchillidae. Gene Ontology annotation, biological process: protein phosphorylation; intracellular signal transduction. Gene Ontology annotation, molecular function: MAP kinase activity; ATP binding. Gene Ontology annotation, cellular component: nucleus; cytoplasm.
CAGGGGGGCGGGGGCGGGGAGCCCCGGGGAGCCGGUGGGGUCGACCCGGGGGUCCCGGGGGAAGUGGAGGUCGUGAAGGGCCAGCCGUUCGACGUGGGCCCGCGCUACACGCAGCUGCAGUACAUCGGCGAGGGCGCCUACGGCAUGGUCAGCUCAGCUUAUGACCACGUGCGAAAGACUCGCGUGGCUAUAAAGAAGAUCAGCCCCUUUGAGCAUCAGACCUACUGCCAGCGCACUCUACGGGAGAUCCAGAUCUUGCUGCGAUUCCGCCAUGAGAAUGUCAUUGGCAUCCGAGAUAUUCUUCGGGCACCCACCCUGGAAGCCAUGAAAGAUGUCUACAUUGUGCAGGACCUGAUGGAGACAGACCUAUACAAGUUGCUCAAAAGCCAGCAACUGAGCAACGAUCACAUCUGCUACUUCCUCUACCAGAUCCUUCGGGGUCUCAAAUAUAUCCACUCAGCCAAUGUGCUCCACCGGGAUCUAAAGCCCUCCAACCUGCUCAUCAACACCACCUGCGACCUUAAGAUCUGUGAUUUCGGCCUGGCCCGGAUUGCUGAUCCUGAGCACGACCACACUGGCUUUCUGACUGAAUAUGUGGCCACACGCUGGUACCGGGCUCCAGAGAUCAUGCUUAACUCUAAGGGCUACACCAAGUCCAUCGACAUCUGGUCUGUGGGCUGCAUUCUGGCUGAGAUGCUCUCCAACCGGCCCAUCUUCCCUGGAAAGCACUACCUGGACCAGCUCAACCACAUUCUGGGUAUCCUGGGCUCCCCAUCUCAGGAGGAUCUGAAUUGUAUCAUUAACACGAAGGCCCGAAACUACCUACAGUCUCUGCCCUCUAAGACCAAGGUGGCCUGGAUCAAGCUAUUUCCCAAGUCAGACUUAAACGCUCUUGACCUUCUAGACCGGAUGUUAACCUUCAAUCCCAACAAGAGGAUUACAGUGGAGCAGGCGCUGGCUCACCCCUACCUGGAUCAGUACUAUGACCCCACAGAUGAGCCAGUGGCUGAGGAGCCCUUCACUUUCGACAUGGAGCUGGAUGAUCUACCCAAGGAGCGGCUGAAAGAGCUUAUCUUCCAAGAGACAGCCCACUUUCAGCCAGGGGUGCCAGAUGCCCCCUAACCAGGACAGAUGUCCCUGCCUCCUGGGGCCUGGGCCCGGCUCCUGCCUGCCCCUCCCCCUGCUGGACUGUUAGAAAGUGGACACUGUGUGCAGCCCCGGCCAGGGCUGAGGGUGGGCCUGGCUCCUUCUCCCACUUCGCUGAGCUCUCCUGCGACGGGCAGGCCAAGGCUUCCUCCUACCCUGACCUUGCCCUGGAGCUUGAAAAGCUCAGGUGGCCCAGAGCAAAUCUCUCUCUGCUGCUCUGCCUUCAUCUUCCCCAGCUGGCCCCGCCUCUGGUAGACUUUUCUGGAGUGGAAGGGCUCCUGCUGCCCCAGGACCUACCUUGGGGACUCAGAGUCUGAGGAGAGACUCAGGGCGAGCCCUGCCCCACUCACCUCACUGGAACCCCACCCUGUUUUCCUUGAAGGAACGUUCCUAAGUCUCAAGGGCUAGUAUCCCUGAGGAGCCGGUCCUGGCGGAAACUCGCCUCCCUCCCGCAAGCUGCCACAUUUAAUGCUCUCGCUGCUUCUGUGUGUGGGUGAGCGGAAAUGGCGUGGGGGCCUGCGGAGAGCCCAGCGCCCUUGCCCGCUUCCUGUGCCUGUAUCUAAUAUAUAAAUAUAGAGAUACGUAUACGGA